Molecule: messenger RNA, 3284 nt
Organism: Catharus ustulatus (Swainson's thrush)
Lineage: Eukaryota; Metazoa; Chordata; Aves; Passeriformes; Turdidae
Gene: FAM221A
Product: family with sequence similarity 221 member A
Exons: 7
Coding region: 390-1361 (323 amino acids)
Source: RefSeq, a predicted model, not a curated record
CACAUCGAGCCCCUCAAGGUUUGAAUCAAACUUUGCAAGUUUUUUGGUUGUCAAUCAGUAGCUAUAGCUGGACAGUUAUGAUUGAGCAAUUGCAUAGUGAGUGUUGUAUGCUUGGCUAAUUUUUUGCUCUGAGGGAAAGAGAAGACAAUUCCAAGAUGAAUGGACUGUCUGGAUGAGAGCCACCACGAGUGAAGCCAGUAGAAGGGAGCAGUAACUGGGGGAAAGGUAAUUCCAGCUGUGGGCAAUCGCGACCACCUACUCCAAACAGACCCCAGACUCAAACGGGCAGAACCAUGCUUGUGUACUGAUUAGCAUGACAAGUGAGACGUAGGACUAGCAAAUAGGGGGCCGAAUGCUAAUUAGUAGAAAGAUUGCGCAAUUUGUAGCCGAUGCCUAUGCCUUUGUUAAAACCUAAUAAACAGUGUAAAGUCUUGAUGACCUCGCCUUUCGUGCGUUACCACCUAGCUCCCUGCUUUGCGCAAACCGGAACAGAACAAAGCCGCAGCUCGCUCCGAAUUGUAGGUGAUGAUGAUGGAGGAAAGCUCUUUACUCCUGAGGAAUAUGAGGAGUACAAAAGAAAAGUAUUACCAGCUCGGCUACAGAACAGGUUGUAUGUGAGCUGGAGGUCACCAACUGGCAUGGACUGUAAGCUUGUGGGACCAGAGACACCCUGCUUUUGCACUCACCGGUAUAAACAACACAAAACAGACUAUGAGGUGCUUCCCAAAGAGCGCCCCAUCCCUGUGCCUUGCAGAGUGAAGCGUUGCCCGUGCCAGUCCUACCAGUUUGUGCCCCUGAACGGCACCCAGCCCAUCCGCUGCCGCUGCAAGCACUUCCCUGAGCAGCACAGCGCGGCGCCCGGCUUUCCCUGCAACUCCUGUUCCAAGUGUUCAGGCUUUCAUAGCUGCUUUACCUGUGCAUGUGGCCAGCCAGCAUAUGCUCACGAAACAGUUGUGGAAACAAAAGAGGAGCGCUUAGCCCAAGGGAAGCCCGUGGGGCAGGAUGUUCCUUACGCUGCUAUGGGAGGGCUGACUGGCUUCAGCUCACUAGCUGAAGGCUACAUGAGGCUCGAUGACAGUGGAAUAGGUGCUCCUUCUGCUGAACUUUUAGAAGCCCCCAUUACUAGCAUGGAUCAUCCAUUUCUAAAAGCAUUUCAGGGGCCUUCAAGUUCCUCUCAAACCAUGCCACAAAUAGCAGGUAGUUCAAGUGGCACAGGGCAAGUUUCUCUUGGAAAACAGUCAGAAGCUGAUGACAUGGCUUACUUUGAAAAACGUUAUCAAGAACGGCUGAAAAUGGAGAAAGCUGCUAAACGGAAAGAGAGGAAUCCAGUGCCAUCAAAGAAGCCUGAGAUUAAUAAAUAAAUAUUUAUUAUUUGGCACAUUGUUCAUUAUUGCAUUGAGUAUUUUUCACUGUGCCUACCCUGUAUUUAUUCACUUAUUUAUUGUUUUGUUCCUUUGCCAAAAUUAAUUUUUAAUUAUCUCAUUGUAAUAAAACUGGUUAUUUAAUCAGUGUGUUUCUAAUCUCCAGAACUCUUACACAGACAUUUAUUUGAGAAUGGAGAAUCAUAUUUAGGGAGUUGCAGGUCUGAAGGUUAAAGGUCUGAGAGGGUAAGAUCUGAGAGAAUAACCUUGUAUUUAAAUAUUAGGUUGUAAGAGGGCAAAGAAAAGAUAUAUCAUUCUUAGACUUUUAUGACAUGUUUUCUUUGGAUUUUGUGUAGUGAGAUUUGUUCUGCUAAUAUUGACAUUUUAAUAUUUUCUUUAAAUCUUUUUCCCUUUUCCGUUAAUUUCAUCUCCUUGGCAUAAAAUUCAAACAUAUCCUUCUUCUCUCACACUUCUGUAGGUUCUGUUCUUGUCACCAUAUAAAUAUUUGUUUAAAAUAUGACACUCUGUACACUUGCAAACCUAUUUCCACAUUUAUGAGCUACUUGAAGGGAUUUUACUUGUAUACUUUAUCCCAGAUUUCUCUGGUGGUACCAGAGAAAUUCUCCCAAUUCCGUUUGUCUGUUACUGUCCAUAACAAUUAUUACACUAAACUUCUGAAAACCUUAAGUGGAAAUAGAUACGUUAUUUGUAGCAUGUAAAGCAAUAAUUGCAUGUUGGUUGGUACAAACUUAUUUAUCCAGGAGAUUCAUCAUGUCUAAUCCAGACUGAAUCACCUCAGGGAGAUGUGCUUUUGUAUUCUUUGUCCAUAUUCACAGCUGUGGCAACAUAUGUUGUAUUAAAGGUAGUGGACAAGAAAAUACAAAAUUUAGUGAGUGUGUGGUGAUUUAAUUCUGCAGAGCAGCACAACAAGGACUUGUUACAGAAUAACUGGCAGAGAGUGCAGCUUAGGAGGCAAAAGCACAGCCUGAGUUAACUGGUUCUGCUUUGAGAACAGAGAGGUGUAACUCUGUUCUUAAAAAAGACCUGAAGGUGUCUCUGGGACUGGAGGCUUUACAGGAGGUGUGUGUACUGAGGCUUUACACCAAGAACUGGGAGAAGCUUCCCAUUGGAGAGAAUGCCUCCUUGUGCCUGAUGGCCAAGGGAAAAGAGGUGAGUUUGAAGGCAUUUACUGCUUGGUUUUUGUUCAGGUAGCACCUGUGGAGUGGAGGCUCAGUUUUAAGAGAGCCUUUUACCUUUAACUCUGACCUGUACUGCCAUUAGUACAGAUGCCAAUCAGAGAGGCUAAUGUGUUACUUUAAUUUAAAUGCAUGAUACAUCAAAGUGUCUAAUUAAUGUUUUAAAAGUACCUUUACUGUCAAAUUCUAGUUACAUGCUGCUUUAGCCUAAUAAAUGAAAGUACUAAUUUGAGCUCCCUCUUCUGGCCCUGGCAAGCAUCCAUUCUACACAUGCUCUAUUUGGUCUUGAAAAUAAAUCAGGUUUUCACAAUGUAAUCAUAAGAAACAAACAAAUACAAAUAACAUUCAUAAAUAAAAGUGAAAAAAUUCAAACGAAAAGCUUCCAUUUUUCAGAGAGAUUAUUACAAGCUUAAUAGUGGCAGUUUACUCUAUUUUCCCUCUUAUUCCCAUUACUGUACCCAUGAGGGAAUGCAGUUCUGGAAAUCUGUGUGUGUGAAGUGAGCCUUCUCAUAGCAAAUAUUGUUAAAGGGAGAGGCUCUAAUAGUUACAAAAACUUUUAUUUUGUGUUCCUUUUGAUACUGAGAGCAUACCUUUUAGGACUGUAAAACGAUGCAUUGUUUUACAUUUUGAGUUGACAGUAUUUUUCUGUUUUAAAUGUUAGCUCUGCCAAAUUCAGUCCUACUAAACUGUACUUUGAUCAUCACAAACUGGUUUUAUUAAAGUAAUU